UCUGUUUUUGAGAAGUAUACCACCAGUAUUACAGUUGGCAGCAAAGAAGUCAUCCUGAAUUUGUAUGAUACCGCAGAUAUGUUUCUUCAACUCCGAGGUCCAUUGAGUUGUCGCUGGCUUUUCCUUACCCUGACAGUGUGGCAGGCCUGGCAGGAGGACUACGAUCGGCUACGACCACUUUCUUACCAGAACACAAACGUAGUGUUAAUUUGUUACGAUGUCAUGAAUCCCACUAGCUAUGAUAAUGUAGUAGUUAAGUGGUACCCUGAAGUGAGUCACUUCUGCCGAGGUGCCCCUCUCGUACUGAUCGGCUGCAAGACAGACCUUCGAAAAGACAAAGAACAGUUGCGUAAGCUCAGGGCCUCUCAGCAGGAGCCAAUUACUUAUAACCAGGGCAAGAACAGCAGCUUUUGAACCAUUCUAGACACAAGUCUGGGAAACAAGGGCGAAGCAGCUUGUCAGCAGAUUAAUGCAGAAAUUUAUCUGGAGUGCUCAGCAAAAUGUCGUGAAAACAUAGAAAAUGUUUUU
Struthio camelus australis is the source of this 528-nucleotide messenger RNA. Lineage: Eukaryota; Metazoa; Chordata; Aves; Struthioniformes; Struthionidae. The record is from RefSeq and is a predicted model, not a curated record.